AAUAAGUCCAUCUGUGAAUUUUCCUUGCUACUAAAUAUUACACAGUCAACUGUCAGUGGUAUUAUAACAAAGUGGAAGCAACUGGGAACAACAGCAACUCAGCUAUGAAGUGUUAGGCCACGUAAAAUGACAGAGCGGGGUCAGCGCAUGCUGAAGCGCACAGUGCGCAGAAGUCAGCAACUGUCUUCAGAGUCAAUAGCUAAAGACCUCCAAACCUCGUGUGGCCUUAAUAUUAGCACGACAACAGAGCUUCAUGGAAUGGGUUUCCAUGCCUUACAUCACCAAGUGCAAUGCAAAGCGUCGGAUGCAGUGGUGUAAAGCACUCCGCCAUUAGACUCUAG
Staurois parvus is the source of this 341-nucleotide messenger RNA. The record is from the annotation of a GenBank genome assembly. Lineage: Eukaryota; Metazoa; Chordata; Amphibia; Anura; Ranidae.